GCUAAAAGGUGAAGUUUCUUCCAAAGCUCCGAGCAGUUGCAUCAGAUUCCGGCUAUGUCUCUCAGUGGCUUAGAGAAAAUCCAAGGCUGCCACGUGGUAGCAAUACCAUACCCAGGUCAUGGCCACAUCAACCCAAUGAUGAAUGUGUGUACCCUUCUCGCUGCAAAAGGCUUAGCCGUCACAUUUGUAGUCACAGAAGAAUGGCUCUCCUUAAUCGGACCAGGAUCUGGAUCUGGAUCUGGAUCUGGUCCAAACACACCUAACAUCCGGUUUCGCACAAUUCCGAAUGUAAUCCCAUCGGAGAAGACUCGUGGAUCGGAUUUCGUCGGCUUCGUUGAGGCUGUUUCCACGAAGAUGGAAGCACCAUUAGAUCAGCUUCUUGAUCGGCUCGAGCCACCUGCAACUCAUAUUAUAGCUGAUACUUUCUUGGCAGGGCCAGUAGCUAUAGGGAACCGGAGGAAUAUACCGGUGACUUCACUCUGGGUGUCUUCGCCGGCGUUGUUUUCAUUGCACCAUCAUUAUCACCUCCUCUUUUCUCACGGCCAUCUACCAGUUCCAUUUGAAAACAUCUCAGAAAGGAAAGAUGAGAUCAUAACCUACAUUCCAGGAAUCCCUGCAAUACGCCUGGGAGAUCUGCCAUUCAUUUACUUUCGCGAGAAUGAAUUUUUGAAAAAGAUACUAGAAGACUUCUCUUGGGUAACCAAAGCACAAUCCAUUCUCGUUACUUCCUUCUCUGAGCUUCAAUCCCAUACAAUUGACACCUUAAGGGGAAUACUUCCAAUACCCAUUUACACAAUAGGUCCCUCCAUCCCUUUCAAGUUACUUCAAGACAGAAUCACACCCUCUGAGGCCAGCAAUAGUAGUAAUGCUGUGGAUUAUCUUAAGUGGCUAGACUGUCAACCCAAAAAUUCUGUCUUGUAUGUCUCAUUGGGUAGUUACUUACCUGUGUCCCCCACACAAAUGCAUGAAAUUGCAAUGGGGUUGCACACCAGUGGGGUUCGAUACUUGUGGGUUGCUCGCGGUGAAGCUCUGAACUUGCAGGAAACUUGUGGUGAAAUGGGACUAGUAGAACCAUGGUGUGACCAAUUGAGGGUCUUAUGCCAUUCUUCGGUAGCAGGGUUCUUGACACAUUGUGGAUGGAAUUCAAUACUAGAAGCCAUAUACUCAGGGGUGCCAAUGCUCACUUUUCCUCUGUUAAUUGACCAAAUUCCUAACAGCACAUUGGUUGUGGAAGACUGGAAGAUUGGCUUGACAGUGAAAGAGGAGAUUGGAAUGGAAAUUUUGGUUGGAAGAGAUAAGAUUGCUCGCGUUGUGCAAAGGUUGAUGGAUGAAGAUGAAGGGGUACAGCUGAGGGAAAGAGCUGAAGUACUUAAGAGAUCUUGUCAAAGAGCUAUAGAGAAGGGUGGUUCUACUUUCACAAACCUCCAUGCUUUUAUAGGAGAUCUUGGAACACGCAGGAGUCCGAGGCAAGAGCCAUGUAUCUCGGACUCCAACGAGCAUGGGAAUUGGGAGUAGCAUCCCAUAGACAUUUGGAUUGAUACCCAGAAGCUAAUCAAAUAUCUGCAGGAUCAUAAAUGGCCGUGGGAGAUCUUCACUUUAUUGUUAGAUAUUAUAACUUUUAUUAAGCACUUUUCUAAUGUGUCUGUAAUAAAACAAAGUAGGAUUUGUGUUUCCAUAGCCUAUA
Messenger RNA from Telopea speciosissima, 1684 nucleotides. Its product is annotated as UDP-glycosyltransferase 87A1-like. The record is from RefSeq and is a predicted model, not a curated record. Gene Ontology annotation, molecular function: UDP-glycosyltransferase activity. The coding region runs from base 55 to 1515 and encodes 486 amino acids. NCBI's taxonomy places the organism in Eukaryota, Viridiplantae, Streptophyta, Magnoliopsida, Proteales, Proteaceae. The transcript is spliced from 3 exons.